Paramacrobiotus metropolitanus is the source of this 2180-nucleotide messenger RNA. RefSeq lists its product as uncharacterized. The transcript has 4 exons. Gene Ontology annotation, molecular function: wide pore channel activity. The coding region runs from base 348 to 1910 and encodes 520 amino acids. Lineage: Eukaryota; Metazoa; Tardigrada; Eutardigrada; Parachela; Macrobiotidae. The record is from RefSeq and is a predicted model, not a curated record. Gene Ontology annotation, cellular component: membrane.
UGUUUAUGUUUGAAUGAGUGAAAAGUUAGUAUUUUUCUCAGACCGAAAAGCCACUGUAGAACGGGCGUUAAAACAUUGUUGCUGAUUACGGUUUGUUUAACCGGAACUGGGUCCUGAUAUUGUUAUCGCGCUUAUGAAUUAAAUAUUGAUUUCUACUUAUAAAAUCAUUUUAUGCUUCAUUGUAUAAUUUGUGUUCGACGUAUUAGAACAAUUGGAUACAAUUACUUCAUAAAGAAAACUACAAUCUUUAAUGUGCGGAUUACAUCGUUUCCAACUUUCCAUCAUUUUGCGAGUUUCUCUUAUCUUUCGCGGGUUCAAUAGUUAUUGUUUUGGCUGCUGUCUGUGCAAUGUUAUUCGCAGUCAUUCUGAUUACCGGCGUCAGCAUGACGGCCGGAUCAGCCAUCGAUUCUGACAACCAGUGCUGGCCGAAAGGUCAGUACACUUUGAUGAGUGCGGCAGAAGGAUGUCCUGGACCAUCGUGGGCCAAGGGAUGGACCGUGAAUUAUACGCACAAAAAGUCCAUUGUCCCGCCACAGUUUGUCAAUGGAACCGUUCAGGGACGGUAUGUAAAACUAAAUUACUGCUCGCACCAGAUCAAUGACAGCAGCUGUCAGGGAGGCGAGGAGCCGGCAGCGUUUCCGCCGGGAUCGUAUUGUUUGUUCGCACAUGGACAUCCCCCGGGCGGCAUCAUCACCGCCAAUUGUCCGGCCGGCUUCAACUGGACCUGGGUGGCCAUUGACGACAUUAACGGCGGCAAUCUGUCCCAUGGUGGUCAGCUGCCCAGCGGCGAGUUCUUCUCUUUCGCCACCGUACAGUAUUACUGCUGUCGUGAUGAUGGCGAUGCCGACACCGAAAUCCAACUACCAAAUCAGAAAGCCUUCCUUCUCUAUCCCACCGCUGUCGGCAAGACCUGCCAGCAAGUUGCCGGUAUGACAGUGAACAAGACGGAGAUCUUCUAUGAUACGGAUGACGAUGAUGCGACCACCAACGGCGCACCAGCAGCACCGGAUUUCACUCCGCCUGAAUAUUCCUUGGAUACUCAUACGGGAUUUUGGGGCAAAGGUCUCCAUAUGGCGAUAUGCCACUAUACUCCAGUAGAUAAAAAACCCUUCGUUCCGCCCCGCAACGACACCCAGACGAAGAAAACCGCGCCGGUAUGUUGGCCGGACGAUAACUUUGUCCUGUAUAAACCUACCAGCGGUUGCCCACUCAACUGGACUACCGGCUCCAUUAAGUCGACCCUUGGCCCGAACUCGACCAUAGCGGCUGAUUUAGACGCCCAGAAGAUCUCCAAUGGUACCGUGGUCAACUUCUGCAACCACAAUGCCAACACCAGCACAAGCCGUUGCAAUGCCAACAAUACGGCCCACUGGAACCCGGGUUCAUACUGCAUCUUCCUGGGUAAGGUCAAGGAGGGCAGCAGCAUCGACAAAAACUGUCCAGCCGACUUCCAAUACAGCUGGUAUGUCGUCGACACAGUGGACAAAAAUAAUACGGACAGGGUUAAGGGCGAUAUACCAAGCGGUGAAUACUAUAACAUCGCUUCGGUGUAUUACUUAUGCUGCCGUGAUGACGGAAACGUCACCGACCCCAUAACACUGCCGACCAUGGAUCCCUUCUUCCUCCUGACCACCGACCAGGCGCGCAACAAAUGCCAGGCCGUGAACGGCAUGACCGCCCAUGUUAGGAAUAUGUUCUACGAUACAGAGGAUGUCGACGCGGAUUAUAUCCCGGCAUCGCCGGUACCGCCGGGUCCGGCGGUCUUCCUGGGCUCCAAAAUUAACAAACCCCGAGCUGCCUGGGGUGCCGGCGCCAAUAUUGGUGUGUGCUAUUACAGUGCGGUGUCGGUGCCAGCGCUGGAAAGUGGCAGGGAUGAAUUGUUUGGUCUCGAAGGUCAUCCUCCCGCGUAGAUUCCUGCCCGCGGCUUUCUUAGAGCCGAAUAGUUACAAUUUGAAUUCAGAAUAUUUUUAGCACAUAGAUAAUAAUUUAAUAAUGAUGUGUUAUUACGUAGUAACGUUUUUGCAUUUUUGUAGAAAGUCAGGGUGAAAGACUGCUCAUGUUGAAUCUGGGAUACAGAAAUUGCCUGUUAUUCGCAUUAGUUCGCAAGAACAAAAGUAGAUUCAAGUUCCUCGAGGUGUUACGAAGAUUUAAAUCGUGCUAAAACGCACAUCGCUGACAUA